This is a messenger RNA of Corythoichthys intestinalis (scribbled pipefish), 1924 nucleotides long. RefSeq names its product guanine nucleotide-binding protein G(I)/G(S)/G(O) subunit gamma-12-like. Lineage: Eukaryota; Metazoa; Chordata; Actinopteri; Syngnathiformes; Syngnathidae. The transcript has 3 exons. Gene Ontology annotation, cellular component: heterotrimeric G-protein complex. The coding region runs from base 443 to 661 and encodes 72 amino acids. Gene Ontology annotation, molecular function: G-protein beta-subunit binding. Gene Ontology annotation, biological process: G protein-coupled receptor signaling pathway. The record is from RefSeq and is a predicted model, not a curated record.
UGCACCGAACUUCCGGCGGAGUGUCGCUUGUACCGCCUCUCUCCUCCCGUCAAAAUUCGGGUGUUGUCGUCUCGAAGCGCCCUGUCGGAGAAGGAAAAGGAGCCGAAACGGGGAGUCGCACUGCUUAGCGUUAAAUAAAAGGGUCGGAAAAGUCAAAGAUAGUUGAAUAAUAACCGCAAACGUCACCGGAAAGUGAAAGCGACGCGACUUCCAGCUUUAAAGUGGACGGACUGUGUGUGCUUCAUGUCCUUUGCUGUCUACUGUGUGUUGUCAACACGUUUCGUGUCCACUUCAGUAGUUGUUACAUAGUGCUCCAGAGCCGAGGGGAAGAAAGAAAGGUCUCCUCCCAGUGUGUGUUGACGGAAACGACUCGAGCCGGUGCAAGGAGACACGGAAAGACCCGACUUCCAUUCACCAUCUCGGCCAGUGUUGAUUGCUCAGCAUGUCUUCAAAGGCUCACAGUUCCAAUAACAUCGCCCAUGCUAGACGGACUGUGCAGCAGCUGAGGAUAGAGGCCAGCAUCGAUAGGAUAAAGGUAUCCAAGGCCUCGGCGGACCUUAUGACUUACUGCAACGUUCACGCCAAAAACGACCCUCUCCUCAUGGGCAUCCCCGCCUCAGACAAUCCCUUUAAGGACAAAAAACCCUGCACAAUAUUGUAGGAUGGAUACCACUCGACCUUAUGCUUUUUCUCUCUGUCUCUCUCUUUUAGUUUUUUUUUUUUUUUUUUUUUUUGUGCUUAUUAAUGUUGCUGUGUUCUGUUUGUCGGGAGGAUUGAGGGCUGGACUGCGAUCGUUUCAUUACCUAGAGCCGGCUCGUGUUUUCGUGGUAACAAAUUACUGACGCAACUUUUGGAUUUUUUUGUUGUCUUCCUGUGCACUUUUUGUAUGACAACAGGUGGUUUCUCGGUUUAGUGACUUGGCCAAAUGGGCGGCGACUGUUAUCAUCUCUUUUGGGUAGAACGGAUUAACAAUUGUGACUGGCUCAGAUGGUCGAAUUCAGGGUUUUUUGGUCAAGCUUGUACGAAUGACAAUCCACAUUCCAUGUCAUCUGAAAACAUUGAUUUUUUUUUUUUUUUUUUUAAGUUUGUGCGUAACUCAUAAAUGUAAUUAUAGAAUUGGUCGUAUGAUUAAAAGUCAUAGCUUGAGAACGACGUGUAUUUUACUAUUACAAGUGGUGCCUUGAGAUAUGCGUGCCUUCCCUUUAGGAUUUUUUUUUUUUGUCUUGAGAUAUGAGCAAAAAUGUCAAAAGUCCAGCUGCCAUCAAUUGACAUUGGCUUCCUUCUAGAGGAAGUAGAAUAUACUCGAGACGAUUGAGUUUUUUGCUUUUAUGUUCAAUGUUUGCAGGUUAUGUGGUGAGCAAAUGUUCACAUAAUGAAAUAAAGUGUGUUGUAUUUCUAUUAAUUUCAAAGGCGAGUGAUGAUUUGAGAUACGGAACAACUUAAAUGAUCUCAAGGCACCACUCUUCUUGAGUGCACACCAUGUUGUCAAUCUCCAAAAAGAAAGUGAAACCAAUUUUCUCUCACUCUUUCCAGCCUUACUUGCCUCGUAUUCUGAAGAACACGUACUUACUGGGAGAACUGUGUUUUUUUUUUUUUUUGAUCGACGGGAUGAAACCUUAACGUGCCAUCUUUGUAUUUUGUGUGCGGUGCAAAAACUCGCCUGUGUCUAACUGUCAAUUCCUCUUAUUUGCAAUAAUUCCCAUAAACGUCUUAAGAAAUGUUGACCACCGUGUCAUCAUUUCUGCACAUUAAGCAACUAGGCUGUACAAGUGUACCCUUUGAUAAACUGUCAAAAUGUGCAUUCUGAGGAACGUCUUGGUUAUUCAUGUACCGACCGCCCUUUCUAUGAAGUCGAGCGUUCCUGUCAUUGUUCUAAUAUCUCAAUAAAGAUGUGUUGUGUCAGAGGAUUGAUGUUUGAAAUACA